Pogona vitticeps (central bearded dragon) is the source of this 10913-nucleotide messenger RNA. It is a transcript of the gene EIF4EBP2, whose product is annotated as eukaryotic translation initiation factor 4E binding protein 2. NCBI's taxonomy places the organism in Eukaryota, Metazoa, Chordata, Lepidosauria, Squamata, Agamidae. Gene Ontology annotation, cellular component: cytoplasm. The record is from RefSeq and is a predicted model, not a curated record. Gene Ontology annotation, biological process: negative regulation of translational initiation. Gene Ontology annotation, molecular function: eukaryotic initiation factor 4E binding.
CGCCGCCGCCGCGCUUCUUCCCCCGCCAUCUCGCCGCCACUUGCCUCCCCCCCUUCCUCCCACCCCGGGGACAAUAGAACAGGGCGAUGUCCUCCGCCGGCGGCCACCAGCAGAGCCAGAGCCGCGCCAUCCCGACCAGGACGGUGCCCAUCAGCGACUCCUCGCAGCUACCUCAUGACUAUUGCACCACGCCCGGGGGGACCCUUUUCUCCACCACUCCUGGAGGGACCCGAAUCAUCUAUGACCGCAAGUUUCUGUUAGAUCGCCGCAAUUCUCCUAUGGCUCAAACCCCUCCUUGCCACCUUCCAAAUAUCCCAGGAGUUACCAGCCCUGGUUCUGUGAAUGAGGAUUCCAAAGUGGAAGUAAACAACCUGAACAAUCAUGAUGGGAAGACUGUAAUUGGUGAUGAUGCUCAGUUUGAGAUGGAUAUCUGAUCUUCCUUGAGGGUAACCAUGGAGAGACAACAAUUCCUGAUCACCUGUGCACAUCUGAUUUGGCUGAUAGGAUCAAUAACUUGAAGGAUGGAAUAAGAAGAAAAAGAAGCUGUUUCCACUAGAAUCCUCACUUCAGCUUUUGAAGUGCCAAAGGAUAAAAGGACUGUUUUCCCCUUCCUUGAUUCCUGUUCAUUACAUCAUGUUUUCCCCACCCCUCUGUUUCUCACUCUCCACCCAUCUUCUUUUAAACCUAUCAGCUCCCUGGUCUGUGACAGAAUUGAAGCCCAUGAUAAAUUUGUAGAGCUAAGGAAUGUACCUUAGCUUCUCGCACUUUAAAGACAACUUGACAAACCAUGCACAUGCGAGAACCAUGACCCUUAUCUAUUAACAAUUGGAUAUUUAUUGCAAAAUGCAAAAGGCCACAAAAGGGGUGGAUAUAUGCUUGAAGGGAUAUGACACUGCCAUUGCUCUUCUCUCCCUUACUGCUGUUAACUUGAUGCCAGUUUCUGUGUACAUUUUGUUAAUAUGCUGAAUGCACUCCCUUGGGUUCUAGCCUUUGCUUCUUGGCUAGUUCUUACUAGCUUACACAUCCUUGUGUAUGGGCACAUGGUGGGAGGUGUCUGUCCCUAAUACAGCAUUGCUGUGGUUUCUUUUGUCCUUGAUAUGCUUCUGUGCUAUUCCUUUAGAGCAAUUGCACAAUUUAAAAAGAGCUGUUAUUUCAUGAUACAUGUAUUUUAUUUUCCGAUUUGUCCCAAAAAUUCCUUCCUAGAACUUCCCAUUUCCAAAAACUGAGAAGUGGUUCCAAAAAAGAGAAGUAGUUCUCUUUAGUUUGGGUCCAUCAGAGUUGAAGAGAACCACAUCUUCAUUCUGAUGUAAUCUCAAACUACAAUGCUUAAUUGUCCUGUAUACUUUUUCCCCCUCAGUCUUUUCUUUUCUUUCUUUCUUUUUCUCCUUUUGCUGCUGCUUAAUAUCUGCUGGGUUCUUUGCAAGUCUACUAUUGUGCCAAAAGGGUAAAUUGAAAUAACCUGGCUAUGCUUGACUAGGAUGGGCUUGACAAAGAGUCUUGUGAUUUUGGGCAAGUCCUGUGUAUGUUUGGGACACUGCAAGAAUGAAGUUAUAGGCACUGCUGAUUACAUAAUUCAUGACUUGAAAGAAUUUGGGGUGAUAGGCAACCAGUUGGUUAGUAGACUAUUAUUUUCAUGCCAUCUUCUCUGGUGAAAAAUCACCCAGUAUGAUCAUGUCACCAUCUUGCUGCUUGUAUGUUUCAUCAAUUUGCACAUUCUUAAACCAGCCAGAAAAGGCUUCAAAAUUGAGUCUGUUUGGGACCAAUUUUGGCAUGCAGAAAAGUGGUGCUGAUGGUCUCACUGUCAUUUGCUCAUCUGGAUUUCCUGCCUAUUUUCCUACCUGUUGGUGACCCAUCUGCAUGCUGCUUAACUUGAUGUGGGUGAAGUUCUCCCCCAUGAAUUGCUGCUUGCCUGAGUUUGAAAACCGUGUUUCAGGCUGGGGAGACAUCAAGAGAACCCUCCUGAGAAUAGUUUUUGGGCCACCUUGUUAUAAUAACAUUUGCCAUGGAGAGAAAGAAGUAGGUCAUUUAACUUCCACCAGAGGAUGAGUUUGUGCCUUGGUUGCAGUGCCACCUAAUUGCUCAUUAAAUAUGUCCUCCAAAGGCUACAACAUUUAUUCUGUAUAAUUGACUAGAGUAACAACUUUUUUAAAAAAAAAUUGUAUGCCCAUGGAAAAUCAGGUGGCAGAUUUUACCCCCUAUUAAUCUUUUGCUAAUACGAAUCCUUAAGAAAAUCUCCAGGUGAUAGGCAGGAAAGGAAGCAUUCCCCCUUGUUUUUCAUGGAGGAAGGAAUGCUUCUUUCAAGAUAGGGCUUCCUGUGACACAUUCAGGCAUCAUAUACCAAGUAUUUUCCCCAACACUAUGUUAAUGCAGGUCAAAGUCCUGCCCAUGUUUACUUAGAAGUUAGUUCUACAAUAUUCAAUGGGGCUUGCUUCCAAGGAAGUGUGUUAUUAGGGCCAUACCCUCUAAGAAGUAGGGAGCAUAAAGGGACUUGGAAUCUCCUCAGAUGUUGUUGAAAAAAAAAAUCCUUGACUGUUUGCAAUGGCAGCUGGGGCGGAUGGCAUAAUCAUUCAUUUUUCCCACUUAUCAAUUAUUUCUCCCAGUUGAUGGUUCUCUCAGAUUAUUUCAGGCAGUUUUCCCAGCAGUGGCUCAUGUACUACAUCUGGUAAGGUUUUGAAAAAUGGGAUGAGUGGAUUGUAUAAAACACUUUUGUGUUAGUGUUUCCCCCCACACCCACCCAAGGGACAGCUGCAGUUUCCUACUUGGAUGUUGUUGUUCAUGUGGAAGUAGACUGGCAUGGGAUCCCAGCCUCAGGGAUAUGGCAGCCACGCUAUGCAUGUAACUUAAGGGACAAUCCUGGGUGGUAAGCUGGGAAUGUGUUAAAUCCCAUUGGAUGUCAGCCUUUCAGGUGACAGGGAUCCUUCCACUCAAUUCAUGAACGUGCCCUGUGCUUCUGACCCUUGGAAUAGAUUUCUACCUUCAGUUGUCCAAAGAGUAUGAUUUCUUCUUCAUGUUCCAAAAGGGAGGGAUCUGGUAAAAUCCUUUUUGCUUUCUCUCUGAGUAUGUAGUAGCUUUGGGGCAGGGGAGAAAAAAACAGGAUUAUUAUUUUUUAAUUGUUAUUAUCUACUCUAAAAUGUGAAUAAUACAGAAGCAAAAUGCUUUGUAACUGUUGAUCUCUCAGGAAUAGUUUCUGUUUGCAGUGUUUCUGGGGAAAGCAAUGCUGCCUCAAAAAGAAAGGUGCAAAAGUGACUAAGCUGUGAUUAGCAGAUGAAGUGUUCUUGAGGUGCAUUUUAAGCUUCCUCAUUUUGGCCCAGGUGUUUCUAAAGUGCACUGCAAGCUCAGUCCGGAGUCAGAACACAGUUGGAUUUCCAUCCUGCCUCAUUUAAUCACCAGCAGUUGUUUCUGGAACCUCACCGGUUAUUCUGUCGAUCAGGCAGAAUGGAUACAGCUUUGCUCUGCACUGCUGAUGGUAGUGGAACUCCAAUUUGCCCAAUUAUUUAAACCAACUUAAUUGGUUACGGUGGAGGAGUGGGGGGGGGGCAGAAAUUCAAGUGUUGCUCACAGCCACUUUCUUCACUAUAGGAUUUGUUUUACUAGUUUUGGACUUAAGGGAGUAACUUCCAAGAGUUUUCUUCCCCUUUUCAGGGAUUUAGCUAUUAAUAUGAAAUGCAACAAGAUAUCCCAUAUUUCUCAAUAUUAGCUGUUGGUUAGAAUGGCUACACAAGGAGGGGGGGAAUUCUAAUAGCUUAACACUGACCUGAGACUCAAGUGAUCAGAUUUCUGCCUUUUGCUCUGCUGCAGAUUUCCUGUGUGUCUCUGGGCAAGUCUCUUAAUUUCUUUGUGCCUCAGCUCCCCAGUUUGUAAAAAUGGGGCAGUAGACUCCUACCUCACAGGGUUGUUGUGAGGAUUCAUUUAUUAAUGUUUGUAAGGCACUGUGAGAAGCAAGCAACAGGUGUCAUGAGGAAGUGAAUAAAUCUGGUGUUCUUUAAAGCCCAGCAAUAUGAUUUAGUCCUGACCAUGACAGGAGCAAGGGCCCUGCCUUCUUCUAGCAUCUGCUUGGCUAUCUUGCUAGGGCUUUGCUUGACUACUAAUUUCUAAUAAAGCAGUAUUUCUUUACUGCUUUAUUAAGACCAGCCUGGAUCACUCCUGCCGAAAGUUGCAUAGAGCAAAACUAAGAUACUCAGUAAGAGGUUUUCCUUUUCUCCAUUUCAGCUACUCAGUCCCUAUUUACCUGUAUCUUGGCAUGGUGAAAUGGAAAAUGCUUGCUGAUCCUCUUGCUGAGUAGACAGUGGGAAGACCUGUAUGCAUAUCUUGGCUUCAUGACGACAAAAGUGGUUGAGGUGUAUGUAGUUGGAAACCAACUUUCGGAUAUUGGGAGCUCAGGGUGUGUAUGCGGCAUGCACCCAGGAGCCAUGUUGAGACCAUGGGCUGCCAACUUCCAACCCCCUAGUCACACAGCCAAAGCAUACUGGCUAUGCUGGACAAUCUGGAAGUAAACCAAAUGUGAACUAUGUAUGUUGCAGCCUUUGUUGUCCUGGUGGGAGACUCAAAUUUUGUAAUAUCAAAUAUAGAAGCAAUUGGGUUUAUAGUCUCCUUCUUGCAUUAUUUCAUUUAGAGCUGCAUCCUGUAUUUCCAAGUGCUGUUCACUUACUGAUUCAUCACUAGUGGUUUUCAGAGGCAAGGAGAAAAUGGAAGGCUCAUUUUGAUUACCCAGUAAGCUAUCAGGUGUGCUGAUCGAACAAUCACAGUUAUGAGUUCAGCAGCUAGAAAUUUUUAAAAUGUCAGUAUGUACUUGGAAGGAAAGACAUAUAAACUGCAUCAUCCCCUGUUGUUAAUAAUCCUGAUUAUGAAAAAUGAAAAUUAUAUAUAUGGCCAUUCAUAAUAUUUAUUGCAGUCAGGUGUGGCAACCAAAGCAUUUCCUAACCAUUUUCUUCUUACACUGCCAUCCAGUGUUAAAAAUGCUGCAGAAUAACAUUUUUAUUAAUGAUGUUUUGAGGGGAUCGAAUUAUUUUAGGACCUUGACACUCAGAAUUCUGCAGCAAGUGUCUGGUUCCAUGUUAAUUAAAAUCUAAAAUUCAGACUUUAACAACUCCAUAAAAUCAAAUACUGUGGUUUCAGCAGACCCCCUAAACAACUUUUGAAAUGGCUUCCCUGGUCUCUGGAACAAUUCUGAGAAAGAGGAGGCUCUAGGAUUUUGUACAGCCACUAUAACUAUACUGAUACAUAAUAUCAGCCAUUUCUUCUAUUUGUUAUUUUGGAGUGAGGGGACUACGGUAUCUUCUUUCCAUUUUCCCUGGUCAUGUUUAGAAAAAGAAUGAUUUUUUUCCCCAAGCUUCACCCAUAAGGUUGAUAUCUUCAAGAGUUUGGCACAUCAUGCAUAGGAGACUAUUGGAAAAUGCCUGUUACUAUAUUUACCUUUUGGCACUUCUUUCCCUCGGAACAGAGAAACUUUUCAGAGGUUGCCUUUUUAAGGUUACUGUGCUGGUUGGUACAGACAUGUUUCAAUGGGCAGGCUAAUCUACAUUUUUGUAUUCUAACUUUUGUGGACAUCUGUAAGGGUAAACAGGAUGCUAUAUCACAUAACCUGCAUAUAUAUAUUUUUUACUGACUUUGCAGCAGUUUUUCUUAGAAACUAGUUGAUUAGAUGCACGGUACAGAUGACACACUUUUUUCACUCAGUAAUUUUUUUUAAGUCAUGGAUUUUUUUUAAAGGAAAAUUUGUGUGUGUGCCAAGAUUUGAGUAUAUUGGUGAAGCCAUUUAAAAAUAAACAUAGAAGCUGUUAUUUCCCUCUGGUUCUGACUACCACAGCACCAUUAAUAAUGACAAUUUAAUUACCAACUUACUUUAUUUUAAAGGUUUUCCAAUUGAAACAAAGAGUGGAGAUUUGGGGCCUUCAGUCACAGAACAUACACAUUAUCAUUUCACUGCUCCAGUAAUGGGUUUGGUUAGCCCUUUCCAUUAAAUCAUGGCUUCACAAUCUAUUUCUUCUUUAAUGCGAGGGCUGUGUCUGAAACCAAAAUUAUUAACCCUUGACAUACAAGUUAAAAUUUUCUUCCUGCUGCCCCUCACUUUCCCUUUGACUUAAUUGGUGGUUUUGUUUUGUUGAGAGGAAGGCUAAAAUAACCAGCUUCUUUUAUAAGGAGGGGAAAAAGGCAAGGAUCAUAAAAGGCAUGAUUCCUUGCUCAUUUAUGGGAAUGGCUCCCAAAAAGGUAGCUAUGUUCAUCCAGCAUAAAUGCUGUACCAAAUCACUGUUGAUUAGCUUUCAUGACUUCAGUUUUGCACUUUAAUUAAUGCAUAUCCCACUUCUCCCCAUUUAUUACUUUGAGACUGGAUUUAUGGAAAUGGAAAUUUUCUGUGUUUUGGAGCCCCAAUUAAGCCCAUUUUAGCAGUUCAGGCUGUUUAUAGAAAUAACCCCUUGCCCUACUGCAGUUUUCAAGACUUGCAUUAGGCAAUAAGAUAUAAUUGUUGACAGCUAAUCAGAAUGUUUGCUGUUGGUUUUGAUGCUGUAAUGAGUUUACUUGAAGGAUUUCUGCCCGAUGGCUGAAUGGGUAGAAGGUCCACAUUUGUUAUAACUUCUGAUGUGUUUUCUAGGCUUGCAAAUUCAAAAUUGCAACCUCUUAUCUGUGAGACAGCCUUGUAUUGUGUCUUCCUUACAAUGUGGCCUCUGAAAUUUUUGUUCAACUCGGUUACCAUUUUAUAAAAACACCUUUUUUGUAGUUGUUAACUACAAAUGCUGUCAUGAUGAUCUGGACCAGUGGUUCUUAACCUUUGUUACUCAGGUGUUUUUGAACUGCAACUCCCAGGCACCCCAGCCAGCAUAGCUGAUGGUGAAGGCUUCUGGGAGUUGCAGUCCAAAAACAUCUGAGUAACAAAGGUUAAGAACCAGUGAUCUGGACUGAUCCCCACCAGUUUAGAGAAGAAGACUGCAAUGUAGUCAGCCAGUUGAUUCAGAUCGUUUUGUUCUACUAAAGAGCAUAUUUUAAAGUAAUUUUGGUACAAGUGCUUACACAAAUGACAGUUCACAAAUGCUGUCUUAGAAAGAGACAUUCCUAAAUGACAAAAUGAGUGAUGCUUCUAGGAUUGUCUGUUUUAACACAGCAUAAUCCCACCUUUCUUUUUUGGACAUACUCCUUUAGAACUCCUUUGCCAUAAGCAGAUUUCUCUUUAUUGACUCGUAUGAAGAAUUCCUUAAUAAUUCAGUGGAAGCUUAAUUGGAAGAUAGCUUUUAUUCUUUAUUACUUUAUCUUUGUACAUCAUAAUGAAUGAGCCCCCUCCAUUCUGAGCCCCCUCCAUUCCCUCAGUCCAAGAUGACUUCCCCAUGGGCGGUUAGGUUUUUGACGAACUUGGUGCAACUUUGUAAUAAAGGAGCUUCACCGUCACACCUGGUCACAGCCAGUGCAUUGCAUAGAAAUACAGCUAUGGCAGCCUAUGCCCCCUGUGUUUCUUAACCUCCUGAAAACAUAUUUUUUGUCUUCCUAGCCAAGGUUCCCUCUAAGCUGGGCAUGCACAUGACUCUGCCUCCCUCUACACAGCUCUCUUCCUCCUCCAUGCAGCGAUCGCAUUUGGUUCUGGUCGUGAUGGAACCCUGCGUGUGAGGGGGUGGAGGCGCAUGCACGUGCAGGGGUGAAGACGCACGUGAGGCGGAGCCCCGCCUAGUGGGGCUGAAAAUUAGAGGGUACAUAGUUCCUAGUUAAAUCGUAGGGAAUGGUCUGCCAUGAAAUUUGGUAGCCCAUGUCCCUAGAUAAUAUUGAUUUUAGUGGCUGCUCCUUUUAACUUGUGCAGCAUUACAAAGCUACCAUUGGAAUAAAUAAGGUAAUUGUCCAUGUUAAAAUAAGUGUGAUUUUUAUAGCAGGAAAGUUAGGGAUGGUUCCAACCAGCAUUAUAUGUUGUUACAAACUUUAAGAUGAGCUGUGCUGGGCUAAACCAAAGGCCUCUCUUAGUGCCCCAGCAUUCUUUUCUUAUAGCAGCCAAUCAGAUGCCUCUGGGAAGCCCACAAGCUAGGUGUUAGCAUAAUUGCACCCUUUUGAACUACCCAGAGAUAGAUAUAGAAGCAUAGGGGUGAUACAUAGCCAUCCUGCUGGAUUGUCACUGAUAGUCCUAGCUUCUAGCUUAAGUAGGACGAUCCAGAAUUUGGGUAUUUCUGGUAACAUACGGGAGGGGGAUGGCAUUUAGAGAGAGUUCUCAGUAACCUGGAGUGGUUACAUUAUUUAGGGACACGUUUCCAGAAGUACCUAUAUUGUAUUCAUUUUGGACAUUGUGUCAUUCAUUUGAUAACUGAGAAGAGUUUGUGUAAACAUCUGUGGUGAAGCGCUUAUGGUCAGCACUGCAAAUAUUUGCUGAUUCUCAUAUAUGCAAUUUUUGCAUCUGUUUUGGGAGCAGAAAUAGUCUUGUUUUAUUAGUAACAUAUUAAAUAUAUGAAUCUAACAUGAGUCCUGCCUAAGGCAGAUACAUGGAAGGGAAUUGAGUUUUUCAGUCAAAACUAUUUCAAAUCCUAUUAAUUUCAGUAGGCCUGUUCUAGAAUGGAAUAUGCCCAAUGUCAUCCUAAAGUACUGUACCAUGUUGCUUAACUUCGAAGAGGACUUAAGCCACAUUUGGAAUUCUUGGCACAGUCACCCAGCAGAUUUUAAUUGGCACCAAAGAUAGCUUGCCUCAUGUGUCAGUGAAGGUUUUUCUCCAAUGAAGAAUGUUUUCUGUGACCUAAUUUUAAAAGCCAUAAUCCUGCCACUGUUGGAUGUUCCAUUAAAUCUGGAAUUUGAUUCAGAGAAUGGAAAUUUACUUUAAAGAAAAAUUUAAAGACACAUUGAAGUAUCCAUAAUUGAACAAUGGGUCCCAGGGCAUUCUUUUACCACUGCUGGGUUAUGGAUGUCAUUAUGUUCUUUCCUCUUAACAAGCAAUUUUGCAACAUAGCUUUGAUUAUUUAUAUGGGAUAUAAGUUGCUUGUCAGUUUUGCCACUGAGAAUUGACCAGGGCUCCUGUUUUUUGACCAGACGAUGCUUCCUAAAAGAGAGAUUAGUAUGAAGUAGGAAGAAUGGCAAAUGGUACCAUUCUCCCCCCCUCCCCAUAGUCUUAACUAUAGUAACAUCUGCCUGCCUCACUCACCCCCGCACAAACAGGUUGCCAAAAAAAAGAGUGCUUAUGAGAAAACUAGGAGUGGAUUUCUUUGUGAGAAAGGACUUGAAAACUUGGUUCUGAUAUUGACCCUACAUUCCUGGACUAAUUGUGUGCUGAGAGAGGCAGCCUGUUCUUAGUUCCUCGCAUAUGUCUGCCCAUCUGAGCCACUAUUCUGCACCCAGUUCUGGCUAGUGGACCUCAGGGUUAUAAUAAAAAACGAAAUAAGAACAAGAAAACCAAAGUAGAUUGCACAAGUCUGAAGUCUGCCCACCUUUACCUUAAUAAAACCAUAGAUGGUUUCCAUGUCAGUAGACCAUUUCUUUCCCUGGAUCUCUUCAAGCAACCUAUAGCAUUUCCACAUCAGGGAAUAGAAUUCUUAUGUCAGCCUUGGGUGCCUGCUUUCCACUGCCAUGGUAGUCCUAGUACAUCUCUUCAAUUGCUGGUGCCUCUUCAACCAUUCAUGGUACUGUCCUUGAUAUUUCAAAUAGAUAGUUACUGUCCCACCUAGUAGUUAGAUUUUGUUAUGUUCAGUACUUCUCUGUAGGUCUUGAGACUGUGCUGAAGCAGGAUUAGUUUUGAAUUGAGAUCUUUAGGACUUAACUUUUGCAUCCUAAUUUUGUCAGUGAAUAGGUUUGGCGGAUAGAUGUAGCAACGAGUUCUCAUUCUUUCUACACAUGAUCUUGAGUAACCAGAUCUUUAAAAAAAAUAACAUGAACAAGUAGUAAAAAAAAUUCACCCAGGAAACCUUGAUAGGCAUUUUAUGGGGCACCUCUCAAAACGUUUAUGCCUCUGUUAGUGAGGUUGAUGUUUCAUUCUGUGAACUGAGCAUAGGUCAAGACAGCCCUUAAAGUAGACGGCAGAAUUAAAAAAUUCUUAUGCAAUUUUUUGGUGGUGAUGAGCUGCUUGCCUUUUCAUCUCCCCACUCCUGAUGUUAUGCUGCACAGGGAGCGUGAUCGGUUGAAAGAUUGCUUUUGCUAGUCAUCUGCACAAGUGGGUAGCUGGGAAAAUGAGAAAUCUCCAGCGUGGAGAGAGGGUGAGUGCAAAAAUCUGUAUGUGGAUAGAUGUUUAUACACACACAAAUAUAUAUAUAAAUAUAUAUGUAACUUUAGAAAAAAGUGAGAACAGUAUUGGUUCUUUUUAAAUGGGAAGAAAUUUACUUAGUUCUGAUAUAUACGGAGCUUCUGGUUUAGUGGGUGAUAUGUUUCACAAAACCAGCUUUAGACACAUCAAGAAUAAUUUAUAUAAAAUGGAAAUCUAAGGGACAUACGCAGCCAGAACCAGAUAUAAACAUCUUGUGUGUGAGUCAAGCAAGAGGUGUGGGGGAAAUUUCUCUGCACCUUGGUCCAUAAAAAUGAGGAACCGAAGACUUCCUUUGCUCCUCCUCUGUCUUCCCUUUUGUGUCCGCUUCACUGCAAGAUGGUGAUCCAGUGUGCCUUUCUUCGCCUUUGACAGGGGAAGAGCUAUUUAUAACAUGGAGGGGGAACUUUGCUUUCCAGGCUUUUGUUGGCUGCCUUGAGAGUAAUGAAGAGGCUGCUGCCAAUACUGAAUGUCGUUGACUCACAUGUUGAACAUUUUUGGUUAUACCUACCCCUCUACCCAUUUACUGCUCCAUCUCCUCACCCUCCAUCUUCUUUGUUUAAACGUAAUCCAGUUUUUUUAAGCCAAUAAGAGGUUAUUUGAACAAUCCUUGGACUACUUCUGUAAAAAUCUGGUUUUUACUGAAACAGGUGUUUGGGAAAAACACUCUCGCCAAUGGUUGCUGUUACAGUGAGAUCAAUAAAGAUCUUGAUUAUAUCAAGCUACA